AUGGCUGGCCUUAGCGGCGGCGUGCUUCUGGGUGCUGCUUCUCUAAACCUGCAUAGCGGCGCUGAUCAUACAACUAUCGCAACGGCGGCUGUAAAUGCUGUUGACUCUCUAAAGGAGUUCGGACCCGCAGAUUUAUUCGCGCAGAGCUUCGGCCCCACGCGACCGCUCUGGUCCGCCCUACUCACACAUCACCAGCCGCACCAGUCCAUAACUGCAUCUGCUUCAUCGCUUGAGCAGUACAGCACGGUCCUGUUGCAAGCACGUCAUGUUGCGGAGGACGCUGCGUCGGCGGCGCGCAGCGCUGUGGGCGGCCUGUGUGACGACUACAACCGGUGGCUACAGGAGAGUCCGCUCCUUUGCAAGAUCGUGACGGGCAAUUUCUUCACUGUUGCCGGUGACAUGCUGGCCCAGCUGGGUCUCGGUGGCUGUUGCGGCGGCCAUGGUGGCGAGGCGACGGCCAACGGUGGCGACGAGGGUCGUCGUCGCAAAGUGGACCUGACCCGCACCGGGCGGCUGUGCCUGGAGACGUCUGCAAUCGGCACUCCUCUGGGACACUGGUGGUUCAACUUGUUAGAUUCCAACAUCCUGCCCGACAACCCGCACUGCCCCACGGCCGUGCUGACCAAGAUGUUGGCGGAUCAGGUGCUGUUCGCGCCGCUGGGGCUGCUCAUGUUCUUCGCCGUCAUCAAGUGCCUGGAGGGCAGGCCACGAGACCUGCCGCACACGCUACGAAACAGCUACGUGAAGACUCUGCUUGGCGGCUACCUUUUGUGGCCUCUGGCCGGCAUUCUCAACUUCGCUUUGCUGCCCAACGAGUACCGCCUGUUGUUCAAUAAUUGUGUCAACAUCGUCUGGACGUGCUUUCUGUCAAUAAUGUCCAGCGGCGGUGAUGCCAGCAAGACCUACGGUGCAGCGCAGGCCGGUGCGCAUGAUGCGGAGGCAUCCCACAGCGCCCUCGCCGCUGCCGUUGAGACGGCAGUGCUAGUUGCUGCCAUCAGCGCCGCCGCGACCGGGCGACCAAGCUUCGGCUACAUAACCGGCAUUAUUGCGGCUGCCGCGGUCGAGACGGCGCUGACGGCUGCUGCUGCUGCUGCUGCUGCUGUCCAGGAGGCCACGGCUGCGGCUGUGCCUGUUGCUGUUUCGACGACCGAACAGCAGCCGCAACCGCAGUACGCCUCCUUCGCGGCGGGCGGCUCCGUGUUGCUGGGAGGACCCUGUCUGGAAGUAUGCGAGCAGCCGGUCGAUGCGCUGUACGAGAUCCGGGCCAUCCGCGAGCUAAUGCAGCUAGUGGGUAAGGAUGCCGAUUCAGUGAUUCGGGACCUGAGGCGCUGCGGGGAGGUAUAUCCCGCGGCCAACUCGCUCCUGCUGGUGUUGGAGAGCUACGAUGACCUACCCCGUCUGCAGGACGCUGGUGCUGCGCCAGGCCCCAGCAGUGCUAUUGCCAGCGCGAGCAGCCCUGCAGCACGGCGACGCAUUAGCCAUCGGGCGGGAUCUGGAGCGGGUCUUGGCGGCGGCGGCGCCGGCGGCGGUAGCGCCGCCAGCCGAGGAUCCUGCGGUCUUGGGGGUAAGCACGGCGGCGACGGAAGCGGAGCCGGUGGCGGCACUAGUACCGAUGCCGCUGCCGCAGCGGGUGGCGCCGGCAGCCAGGAUGUCCCGCUGCAUCGAGUUACUCGCCUGGCGCUACGGUGCAACAUCAACCGGUGCGAGACAGCCAAAGAGCGGCAGCGAUACAAGGAGCAGCAUUCCCGCAGGCGCGGUGCUCCGUUGCUGCAACUGCUCGGUCUGCCGCCCGCGCUCCUGGACGUGCUGCAUGACGGCCCGGAAGGUGGCGCGGCCGGAGGGCGGGACGGCCACGCCAUCAACGGCCCUGCACCUGGAGAGCAUCUCCUUGACCUGGGCUUUCUGGAGCGAUUGCCGGCGCUGAUCAGUCUGCGUCUUGCGGUUCCCCUGGACCUCCGGCCGCGGCCACCGGGGCCCGACCGCGGCUCAGGCGGCCUGGCCGCGCUGGCGGCGCUCCGGCAGCUGCGGCGCCUGGACCUGCUGCCCAUUAACGGUCUCACCUCGAGCGACAUGGCACCGCUGGGUGAGCUGGGCGGCACUCUGGAGCACCUGGAACUCUACCUGGACGACCCGACCACCUUGCACUGGCACCGCCGGCCGGACGGCUACGGGCCCCCGGACACCAGUAGUCUUCCGCAGCCGGGGCCUAUCAUGCUCAUGAGCAGUCGCAUGGUACGGGAUUUCGAGUACGCCAACAGGGUGUACCCUGCCUGGACGCGCCUGAAUGCGGUCCUGGCACGUCUGCCGCGCCUCGCCAACCUAUGCAUCACCGGCUCCGCGCCGUUCUGGCUGCCCAUGGGACAGUACCUCCUGGCGGAGCAUCCCAACCUUGCCAACCUGCAGCUCUCAUGCACCACCGCGCCUGCGGAGUUCGUGGCCUCACCGGCAUGUCCGGCUCGCGGCGCCGCGCAGCAGAGCCUAUCGUCGCAGGAACCCCAGCCGGCGGGACCGGGGGCGACGGCGCCAGGCGGCGAGCGGCGGACUCCGGAGCCGACGCGGCUGAGCCCCGCUCCCGGUCAUGGUGGUGGCCCGGCGGGGCACCGAGGGCUGCCGGGGACUUCAGGGAGGGCGGGGCGCCACCUGCGGGUCAUGGUGCGCCACGGCGAGGGGCAGACGCUGCUGGAGGACGCAGCGCAGCUGCUGCCGAUGCAACCGGUGCCGCCGCAGGACGAGAUCUUCUUAGAUGUAUGCGGCGUGGGAACGGUGCGGACUGACCUGGGCGAUCAAAUCCGGGAGCUUCUGGCCGCGCUGCCGAUUCGGUCGCUAGUGAUGCUGCAUGUCACCUGGACUGACCCACGGGUCGUUACGGAGGUCCUGAGGGCUCUGCCUGCGGUUCAGGGAGCCGCUGCCGGUAGCGGGGAUGCGUCCUCCACGACCGGCAGCGGAGCGGAGCCCUCGGCCCAGCAGCCGCGCACCGUGUUGCGGAGACUCCAGGUGUGGAGCCGCGACAAGGAGGCCUUCGACGUUAGCAACCGAGUUUUGCUGGAGCUAGUCAUCCACGGGCUCCUCCCCGAUACCCUGGGCCCGCUGCUGCCGCCCUCCUUGAAGCGCCUCUCCCUGGCCAAUCGUGUAUCGGAUGAGAGCGACACGGACGCCGACGGCGUUGAGGGCUCCCAGGGCCGCAGGCAGGCGGUUGUGCAGGUGGAGUGCCUGCCGGAGAGCCUGGAGGCCUUGGACAUGCAAAACAUGACCCUGCAAGGCACGGUUCCUGGCCGCGGCCUACCAGAGCUGUGCCACCUGUCGCUGCACAGCUGUGACCUAAUCAACCUGGACCAGCUGGCGCUGGGACCCAGGCUGAGGCGGCUGGCGCUCUUCCGCAACAACAUCGUCAGCAGCAGCAUGGAGCGACUGCUAAACCUUCAGGAGGCCUUCUCGCCCGACGCGGCGCACCGGCGGCUGCACAUGUCGCUGGCGUGUGCGGGCCUGCUGUCGGACCUGCACCACAUCGGCCGGUUGACCAGGCUGGAGUCGCUAUCGCUGCCCAUUCCGCACUCCUGCGAGGGCAUGACGGCCAUGGUGCCGCACCUGGCGGCGCUUCCCAGCUUGCACAGCUUGCUGGUUCAGGGCCUAUGGGACCUGUGCGUCCCCUCGCUCACCUGCCUCACCGCCCUCCAGCGCCUAGAGUGGCUCAAGCUGCACAUGGUGGUGGACACCAGGUGCUACAGCCUCCAGGACCCGGCUACUGCGCCGCCGCAGCCGCCACAGCAGCAGCAGCAGCAACAACGGACGGGUGCUACAGGCAGGCAGCGGGUCCGCAGGCGCGGCGCGGCCAGGCCGGAGCCUGCCGCUGGGAGAACUCCACCAGGGGCGGCGGCGGCAGCAGGGGCGGGGCCGUCAACUUCGGCAGCAGCGGCGGCGGCGGGUCCACUCACUGCGACGUCUACGGCGGCAGCUGCACGGGCCGCGUCGCCGCGAUCUCAGGUUCGCGGAGCAGCAGGAACGCAGGAUGGCGACAGGCCAAGUAAACCGCUGACCCGUGGGUCUGCUCGACCUUCAGCUAUGCGCCAUCCAGCGGCGGAAUCGAUUGCCGGCUCCCCGCGGAGUACACGUGCUGCUACUCGUGCGGCGGCAGCAGUUGCAUCCGCCGCUACCGCCACCGCGGCAGAAGCGGCUGCUGCUGCCGUAGCUGAAGCGGCGGAGGUGGUAGCUGGCCAGAGCAGCGGUGGCGCUAGCAUCAACCGCAGUGCAUCGGCGGCCGCGGGUGCUGGUGCUACCGGAGGUGUAAAGCGGGGUGCGGCGACGUUUCUUACCGGCCGUCCAGCUAAGCGCAGGCGGCGCGCGGUACAGGGGCUCGAUUCUACAUCUGACGAGUCUGAUGGCGAGCGUGGCAAUGCGCAGAGGACGUCCGUGGAGACCGGUGGCCGUACCGCGCAGGCGGCGGCGGCGCCUGGUGCGGCCGCCGCGGCCUCCGGUAGUGGCGUCGGUCCGUCCUGGCCGGGGCCGACGGCGCCUCCCGUGACGACGUCGCGGUACAACCGAACGCAACGGACGAUGACGUCGUCAGCGCCCUCCCCAUCCCAGACGCAUCCUAGUCCUGCCAAAAUUGCAUCGGGCCUGCAUGAUGCACACACGGUCAGCCGGGACCUGUACGAGUCGCUGGUAAAAAACCUGCCGUACACGCGCGUCGGCCUGAAGCUCAUCACCAUUACCUUCAAAGCAGAGGACGACCAUGGCGGUGAGGGUGAUGGCGCUCGGGCCGGUGACGAGGCUGGCCCGGCGCCUGGCGGCGGCGGCGCCGCGGGGCAAGACGCACCACAGGGUGGCGGUGAGGGGGGAGGCGGCGGUGGCGCUGCCGCUGCAGCCUUGGCCGCAGCAGCUGCCCUCGCCAACAUGCUCGAUGGUGGUGGCGACGGCGGUGCUGCAAUGCCAGGCGGCGGCGGUGCAGCUGAUCCUGGCGGCGACGCUGAUGCUGAUGGCGGCGUGGACGGCGACGGAGCGAUGCCAAUGGAAGACAUGGCAGCUGUCUUGGGCGAUAUGGGCAUGCAGCUCAUGAUUGGGGUGGCCAUGGCAGCGCUGGGUAUGCCGGGUAUGCCCGUACAGGUCAACAUGGGCGUGCAUGGCCCAAUCCCAAUGCCUUUUGGGCCGCCUCCGGGUGCCGGUGGCGGCGGUGGCGGUGGCGGUGGCAACGCGCAGCCUGACGGCGCUGGGGCAGCUGGCGGUCCAGGGGCGGCGGCAGCGGCGGCGGCUCCAGGGCUCGGGGCAGCGGCGCAGGCCGGAGGCGGUGGGGCAGGUGGAGCCAAUCAUCAUGAUGACGAUGAUAAUGGCGACGGUCACGGGCAAGAUGCGCCGGGAGGAGGUGGUGAAGGCGAGGGGCCGGGGGGCGCGCAGAUCGGAUGCGCAGUCAUGUAG
Messenger RNA from Volvox carteri f. nagariensis, 5409 nucleotides. RefSeq lists its product as uncharacterized. The coding region runs from base 1 to 5409 and encodes 1802 amino acids. Gene Ontology annotation, cellular component: membrane; cytoplasm. The transcript is spliced from 19 exons. Lineage: Eukaryota; Viridiplantae; Chlorophyta; Chlorophyceae; Chlamydomonadales; Volvocaceae. The record is from RefSeq and is a predicted model, not a curated record.